UAUACAUGAAACUUGAAGGCUAAUAAUGAAACGCACGUGAAUUACUUGCUCAAUCGCGAGCUGAAGUUAGCUCUGAAUUUCAUUUCAACUCUUACACGCCUUCAAGUCGAUUCAUUCUCCAAACAUGAUUCUGAAAGCGGUCGCUCAAAGCAGUUCAUCAAACUUUGCUCGUUCUCUCAUUUUACCAAGUUAUCAAUCGAAAUGUUUCACUCUUAAAAACAAUCCUAGCUUCCAAAGUAUAUCUAGAUUUUUAUCGACAAAAACUAGUGAUCUUGCGCCAAAAAAGACAGCUCUUUAUGACUUUCAUGUAUCACAUGGAGCUAAAAUGGUCCCUUUUGGAGGAUACUCGAUGCCAAUUCAGUACAAAGACGGGGUCGUAGCGUCACAUCUAUUUUGUCGGAGCAAUGUUGUCAUUUUUGACGUGUCGCAUAUGCUGCAGACAAGUGUCAGUGGCAAAGACGCCGUAUCAUUCAUGGAGAGUUUAACAGUUUGCGACAUCAAAUCGUUGCAGGACAAUUCAGGAAGUUUGACAGUUUUCACGACUGAGAGAGGAACGAUUAUCGACGACUUGAUUGUGAACAAGAUAACGAAUGAAGAAUUGUACGUGGUUUCCAACGCCGGUUGCGCCGAAAAAGACCUGGCGCUUCUAAAACUUCAGGAAGAGAAAUUCAAAAAUGAUGGAAAAGAUGUUUCUGUUGAUGUCAUUCCAAAGUCUCUUUUAGCCGUCCAGGGACCGAAAAUGAUGGAACUUCUGCAGCCUUUGGUUAAUAUUGACCUUUCUAAAAUGCCCUUCAUGACAACUUCGUUAUGCGAUAUUGGAGGCUUGAAGGACCUUCGGAUAACUAGAUGUGGUUACACAGGUGAGGAUGGGGUUGAAAUUCAAGUUAGUGAUGAAAAUGUGGUUCAGUUGGCAGACAUGUUGACUAGCCGAGACGAAGAGUGUCGAAUGGCUGGACUAGCGGCACGAGAUAGUUUGCGACUUGAAGCGGGUUUGUGUUUAUACGGAAACGACAUUGACGAGACGACAACUCCGAACGAAGCGGGACUUUUGUGGCUAGUCGGGAAGCAGCGGCGGAAGAGGCGCGAUUUCCCUGGAAGUGACGUGGUGAUGACACAGAUAACAGAUGGAUCGUUUCUGCGCCAGAAGAGAGUCGGCUUGAAGGUAGAGGGUGCACCCGCCAGACAGGGAGCUGAGGUGCGAAUUGAGGGCGAGAAUAUAGGCCACGUGACUAGUGGGUGUCCUUCGCCAAGCUUGAAAGAGAACAUAGCAAUGGCCUAUGUGAAAACAGAGUUCUCCAAAAUAGGAACCGAACUACAUGUGAAAGUGCGAGAGAAAGAGUACCCUGCAAUUGUGACAAAGAUGCCAUUUGUCAAAACCAACUACUAUUUCUUGUAACUUAACUUAGUUAUUCUUUCAAUGAACAUAUAUUUGCAAUCUGAAUUUUAAACAAUUUAAACCAAGCUCGUGUGAUAUACUUUUAUUAAAUGAUUUAAACUAU
Messenger RNA from Symsagittifera roscoffensis, 1499 nucleotides. RefSeq names its product aminomethyltransferase, mitochondrial-like. The transcript has 2 exons. Gene Ontology annotation, biological process: glycine catabolic process. Gene Ontology annotation, cellular component: mitochondrion. Bases 125 to 1396 code for a protein of 423 amino acids. NCBI's taxonomy places the organism in Eukaryota, Metazoa, Xenacoelomorpha, Acoela, Convolutidae. Gene Ontology annotation, molecular function: aminomethyltransferase activity; protein binding. The record is from RefSeq and is a predicted model, not a curated record.